Messenger RNA from Dermacentor silvarum, 2064 nucleotides. Its product is annotated as protein 5NUC. Gene Ontology annotation, molecular function: nucleotide binding; metal ion binding; 5'-nucleotidase activity. Gene Ontology annotation, biological process: AMP catabolic process. The record is from RefSeq and is a predicted model, not a curated record. NCBI's taxonomy places the organism in Eukaryota, Metazoa, Arthropoda, Arachnida, Ixodida, Ixodidae. Bases 1 to 1743 code for a protein of 580 amino acids. The transcript has 9 exons. Gene Ontology annotation, cellular component: plasma membrane.
AUGUUCAGCACCAUCUAUCAGUAUUACCCCCACUCCAAGGAUUCCUGCGACAACGCUGUGCACGACGAAGGAAAAGACACGGGCACUUUCUUGGCAAACCAGACCAACAGAGACGUCGCCGCAACGACCCAGUCCACCGCACGUUCGAGCAGGGUGUUGCGCGCCGCGGCGUCUGGCGCCAACGUGCUGUUCCUGAAUGCUGGCGACUACUACCAAGGAAGCAUCUGGUACUACGUCCUGGGCGCCCAAAUCGUCGUGGACGCCGUCAACUACCUCGCUCAUGAUGCAAUGACGCUAGGAAACCACGAGUUCGAUAACGGUGCCGAUGGGCUGGCACCCCUCUUAACUGGAAGCCGGGUGCCCAUCAUAGGCUGCAACGUUGACUUCAGUGACGAGCCGAAGCUUAGACACCUGCAGCCGAGGGCCUCUCUGACAGUGGAGCGUGCAGGCACCAAGAUUGGCCUCAUCGGGUACUUGACGCCGAAUACCACAUUUCUUUCAAACCCUGGAAGGGUUCGCUUCACGGACGAAGUGGAGUGCAUCCGGCGGGAGGCGCAGAGAUUGCGCGAGCAAGGCGUGCACGUGAUCGUCGCCAUGGGCCACUCGGGCGUGCCACGCGACGUGGAGAUAUGCGAGCGAGUGCCCGAGGUCAGCCUGGUCGUCGGCGGCCACACGCACACAUUCCUCUACUCGGGACCUACGGCGGACGGUGGUCUGGUGUCGGGUGACAAGCCUCAAGGUCCGUACCCCAUAGUGGUGGAUCGUGGCGCAAGCUCCCGCUGCCUGGUGGUGCAGGACUUCUACAUGGGCAAGUACAUGGGAAACAUCUCCGUCACGUGGGAUGAGCGCGGAGAAGUGGUCCGGUGGAGCGGGCAGCCAACGCUGCUGGACAGCAGCAUCCCCGAAGAUCCCGCUGGUGUCGCACUUCUGGAACGCUACCGUGACCGUGUUGCCGAAGGACGAGCAAGGGGGGUCGCCGAGAGCAAGGUGCAUCUGCAAGGAGAUAAGCCGACGUGCCGCCUGGCAGAGUGCAAUCUGGGCAACCUUAUUAUGGACGCCUUCCUGAAAAAGAUGGCUUCGCUGCCUAGUCCACGCGGAGCUUGGACCACGGUGGCUGCUGUCAUCGCCAAUGCAGGCGGAAUCAGGGCAUCUAUUGAUGAACAGAGCACAGGUGGUCGGGUCACGUACGAGGACGUGGUGAACGUUCUUCCGUUCGGAAACACCCUCGUGGUGAUGAACGUGAGCGGGGCACAGUUGAGAGACCUCCUCGAGCAUGGCGCCCACCGGCACGAUGCCAAGGGAGAGGUGCUGCCCGCGGAAUUUCUCAUCACUGCUGGGCUGCGUGUGGUGUACGACUUGCAACGAAAACCUUACGAGCGCGUGGUGGACGCGCUCAUUUUGUGCGCUGACUGCCGCGUGCCUCGGUAUGAACCGCUAGAAGGCGCACGGCGUUACCGCGUGGCUGCCCUGAGCUACAUUGUACACGGAGGUGACAACUUCAAUUUCUCCUUCGUCGCACCCACGGACAUGUACGACACCGGUUUCAAGGAUGAUCAGAUAGUCGUGCACUACAUGAACGCCACAUCACCGCUCACAACUGCGGUCGAUGGCAGGGUCACCUUUCUGAAGUUGCCGACCGGCCAGGCUGAAACUUCUGCUUCGGACGCGCGCGCUGCCCCGGCUAUUUACUCCCAUUUAGCUUGUCUUCUGCUCUGCGUUUUUUACAUGUUCCAGGACUUCUAGCGUACAAUGACUACGCGAAGGUUGUUCGACUUUUAACCUCCAGCACUCACAGGGCACGCGGAAUGGUCUCGAAGUAGGUAAUCGCUAGAUAUCACAGCGGACGGACUAUAUCCCGAUUUCUAUAGGAUAUUCGUAUGGAAUUUCGUGCCUAAGCCUGCAUGCAAAUGCUUACGUUGUAACUAUUAGAGUGAGUCCAUGCGCAUUGCGUGCUAGUAAUUACCGGGAAGCAUGCCUGGUGAUCAGUCAGGCUAUAUUACUUACUCUUUGUAAUAAAAUGCUUGUCUGUAAUAUGCUGCAGAAAAGAAAUUAAAAUGUGCUUUU